Ctenopharyngodon idella (grass carp) is the source of this 1228-nucleotide messenger RNA. Its product is annotated as heme oxygenase. The transcript is spliced from 7 exons. Lineage: Eukaryota; Metazoa; Chordata; Actinopteri; Cypriniformes; Xenocyprididae. The coding region runs from base 129 to 977 and encodes 282 amino acids. The record is from RefSeq and is a predicted model, not a curated record. Gene Ontology annotation, molecular function: heme binding; heme oxygenase (decyclizing) activity. Gene Ontology annotation, biological process: heme catabolic process; response to oxidative stress; heme oxidation.
CUCAGAGAGAGAGAGAGAGAGAGGUAUAAAAGAGGAGGAAGCAGCACUCGGAUUUCAGAUCACUGAGAGAUCUUGAGCCGCUCACAUUCAGGAUAUCUGCUGAGGACCGACACACACAGACUGAAGAAAUGGAGACGAUUGAGAAAACACAGACCGCAAUCACAGACAGUGAACUAUCAGAGCAGAUCAAAGCUGCGACUAAAGACAGUCAUGUGCGAGCCGAGAACACGGAGCUGAUGCUGAGCUACCAGAGAGGAAACGUGUCCCUCCGACAGUACCAACUGCUCUUGUGUUCGCUGUAUAAGAUAUACGAGGCAUUGGAGGAAGCGCUGGACAGGAACGCCUCCCAUGAUGCUGUGGCUCCCAUAUACUUCCCACAGGAACUGGCCCGGCUGGAGUCCAUUGAGAAAGACCUGAAGCAUUUCUACGGCCAGAACUGGAAGGAGAAGAUCACUGUGCCGGCCGCCACGCUGAGAUACGCCCAGAGACUGAGAGAGGUGGGCAGAGAUCAUCCUGAAUAUCUGGUCGCUCACGCGUACACGCGCUACCUCGGCGACCUGUCGGGCGGGCAGGUGCUGGGUCGCAUCACGCAGAAGUCAUUAGGGCUGAAGAACGGAGAGGGCUUGUCGUUCUUCUCGUUUCCUGGUGUGAGCAGCCCCAACCUCUUCAAGCAGCUGUACAGGAGCCGCAUGAACAGCAUCGAGCUGACGGAGACUCAGAGGAACGGCGUGCUGCAGGAGGCCGUCACCGCAUUCGAGCUCAACAUCCAGGUCUUUAACGAGCUGCAGGACUCUGUGAGCUGCGUGUCAGAGACGGAAAAUGAAAUGAGACAGAGACACACACAACACAAGCAGAACACAACAACGACAGCAGGUGAUGAAGCGCUGCAGAGCUCCUCGUCUCUGAUGCCGCGGUUCCUGCGGACGCUGCUCGGUGUGUCUGUGGUUCUGGCCGUCGGGAUGGUCUACGCCUUUUAAACUCCCGUUUAAACCACUUUAAUAUGUCACUCAUCAUUAGCACUUUUUAAACAUGAAGUCACAUGUUGGAGACAAUAAAUGUGUUAUUUAAUCAUAUCAUCAAUAAUAAACGUGAUUGUAUGUUAGUUCAUAGUUAUUCAAAUGACAGAUCCUUUGGAAAAUUUCCUUUGUCGGAAUCUUUUGUAACUGUGUAUAUAUGCAUUUGUAUUGUUAAUAUUUUAUUUUUAUAAUAAAAUCUUACUGUUCUUGAA